Messenger RNA from Entelurus aequoreus (snake pipefish), 1250 nucleotides. RefSeq names its product protein LSM12 homolog A. Bases 32 to 622 code for a protein of 196 amino acids. NCBI's taxonomy places the organism in Eukaryota, Metazoa, Chordata, Actinopteri, Syngnathiformes, Syngnathidae. The record is from RefSeq and is a predicted model, not a curated record. Gene Ontology annotation, molecular function: RNA binding. The transcript is spliced from 5 exons.
GGCACGCACUCCGGCUUUGCUGGCGGAGAAGAUGGCGGCUCCUGGACCGGGGGAGUAUUUCAGCGUCGGGAGCCAUGUCUCCUGCCUCACCUGCUUGGGCCAGCGUCUGCAGGGGGAGGUGGUGGCCUUCGACUACCAGUCCAAGAUGUUAACCCUGAAAUGUGCUUCUUCCAGCGGCAAGCCCAACCUCAACGACGUCAUCCUGAUCAACCUAGGCUAUGUUUCAGAAGUGGACAUCAUCAAUGACCGCACUGAGACUCCGCCCCCUCUAGCAUCACUGAAUGUUAGCAAGCUUGCCAAUCGAGCGAGGACAGAAAAGGAGGACAAGCUGUCCCAAGCCUAUGCAAUCAGUGCUGGGGUGUCUGUGGAGGGCCAGCAGCUAUUCCAGACUAUUCACAAAACCAUCAAAGACUGCAAAUGGCAGGAGAAGAACAUCAUCGUGAUGGAUGACGUCGUCAUCUCGCCGCCUUACCAGGUGGACAACUGCAAAGGCAAAGAGGGAAGCGCUUUAAGUCAUGUACGCAAAAUAGUGGAGAAACAUUUUCGAGACGUGGAAAGCCAGAAGACGGUGCAGCGUUCACAAGCACAGCAAACACAGAAGGACUCCACUUUAUCUUCUUGAGGCCGCUCCAUCGGGGGAGGGGCGGGCGGGAAGAGGCCACGCCGGCGCUCCCCCUCCCCCCCCGUCGCCGCCGCCGGGUCGGCGAUUCCUCGGCGACUGAGUCUGCGAGGGCGGAGCGCCGAGGUUCCUGGUUCAUGAAGAGCAAAAACACCAUUUAACGAAAAAGACAAAAAAAGCGAAAGAGAGGAAAGAUGAAAUCUUAAAUUAGACUUUAUAAAGAAUAAUUUAAACAUGAAACAUGAAGCCACCAUAGUUUCCUUAACUAACGUGCCCCGCCCCUCCUCCUCGCUUCCUUCCUUCCUUCCUUCAUUCCUUCCUUCCUUCCUCUCCGCCUUCAGUUCCAUUUCAAAAAGAGAAAAACUAGCGCAGUCAGAAAGGCUUGUUAGCUUUAUUUUCUGUCUUUUUUUGUUUUUUGUUUGUUUCUUUCCCUUUUUUUGUUGCCGUGUCCACGUUCUACUGUCUGUAUUUUCUGUAUUUUAAACACAAAUGUGACUUGAAAUGCCACACUUUAAAAAAAAAAAGACAUUUUCUAAAAUAAAAGUAACAAAAAUUCUGACUGUAAACUUCAAGCACUUUUUGAAAGGCCCCCCAUAAUGGUAAAAAAAUAAAUAAAUGUCACUUUCAAAAC